ACAACAUCCGGGCGCUUGGCCUUGUUUCAAGAUAACAGCCUUUCUAGUUGCCUAUUUUAUUUCUACCAUCAAAAAGAAAAGAAAAACUCCACCUUCUUCACAAUUUAUCGAAACGUCAUCUAAAGUGUACCAAAACAGGUAACUACAUAUAGUAAACGAACAGAUCUGGAGAGAUUUGUUUUUAAAGAGGGUGCUCAUCGAGUUGACCCUGAGAGCUGGAAUGACAGAGAGGAAAGACAGACACCAGAACUCGUCUUAGCUGCUGUUGAGAAAUUUACAAAAAGUAUAGAAGCUAAAUAGGCAUAACAGUAAAUUCCCACACAAACAAUUAUAUUUAUUUAGGUUAGCCCUUAUUACUUUUUAUAUAACAAUGUCAUGCUGGGGAACCUUUAUACGGAGACAAUACCAGUUCUCCUCGCUGCUAAAACUGCAUCAACUCAACAUCCAACCAAUGUGUUAUCGGAGAGGAUUCCAUAAAACGACUGCUGUCAAGACAUUCGAUGUGAGAAAAGUGGAGUUAACGCCACUGGAGCAGAGAAAACUCACGUUUGACUCCCAUGCGCUCGUGAAAGAGCUGGAAGCCAGCGGCUUUGAGAAAAAGCAGGCAGAUGUGAUCGUCACAGCACUGGUGACUCUUACUACAGCCAAUAUAGACAUUGUAUACAGAGAUAUGGUCACUGGAGCACAUCAGGAAAUAGCUCUACAGCAAAUCAUGGCUCAUCUAGACGCUAUCAGGAAAGACAUGGUUAUCCUGGAGAAAAGUGAAUUUGCCAAUUUACGCUCCGAAAAUGCUAAAAUGAAAACAGAGUUGGAGCAAAUAAAGAACAGACUACUGGAAGAAAGUCAAAAAAUUAGAGCAGAUGCAAAGUUAGACAUUAAUUUGGAGCGAAGUAGAAUUACAGACAUGUUUACAGAACAGGAGAAGAAACUUAUGGAAGUCAGAACAGAGUUCCAAAAAAUGAAUGCUGAUAUAGAAAGUGAAGCUGUGGAAACUUCAAAGAAAAUAGACAUACAAGUAGCCUCUUUGAAAACCCUCCUGGAAUCACUCAAGCUAGAGACGAUUAAAUAUCUUGCAGCAUGUAUCUUCACCUGCCUGGCAAUUGCCUUGGGAUUCUAUCGCUUUUGGAAAUGAAUCUCACAAAACAGGAGAGAAGUUAUGUCUGGACUUUUUAUCUUAAACAUUGUGCCUUUUGUUUUAAUCACCUGAUGUACAUGUAUUUUAUUAUGUUUUUACAUUUCAGUAGAAGUUUUUUUUUUACGUAACAAAUGUGUUGUUUAAGUUUCUUUAAGAUUAGAGGUGCCCAAACUCAACUAAAAAAGUCCAAAAAUUUAACUUUUUUGAAGUUGGUAUGACAAAAAGAAAACGUUGCAUUAUGUCCAAAUAUAUAAUAUUAAAAUAUAAUGAUCUAUGUUCUCUAGAUUUAAAUGCAAUCAAUGUAUUAAGGUUAAAACAAAAAGAUUAAAAUUGAAAAGGGCUAUAUUUGGGCAUCUCUGCUUCAGUAUGACAUAAAUUCCAACAAUUGUUUUGUUUAUAUAUUAUAUAUAUAUAGCCAAUAAAUGCACAAACGUUUGGCCAUAUUUUUCUUUUUUACAUCAACAUGUAUAUCUAACAUUAUUCUCUUUGAUGCAAGUACAUAAUAAAAAAAUAAUAAAAAUAAUUUCAAUGAAAA
Carassius gibelio (silver crucian carp) is the source of this 1670-nucleotide messenger RNA. RefSeq names its product coiled-coil domain containing 90B (gene ccdc90b). The coding region runs from base 371 to 1132 and encodes 253 amino acids. NCBI's taxonomy places the organism in Eukaryota, Metazoa, Chordata, Actinopteri, Cypriniformes, Cyprinidae. Gene Ontology annotation, cellular component: mitochondrion. The transcript has 9 exons. The record is from RefSeq and is a predicted model, not a curated record.